Elephantulus edwardii (Cape elephant shrew) is the source of this 568-nucleotide messenger RNA. It is a transcript of the gene LSM3, whose product is annotated as LSM3 homolog, U6 small nuclear RNA associated (S. cerevisiae). Bases 33 to 341 code for a protein of 102 amino acids. Gene Ontology annotation, cellular component: catalytic step 2 spliceosome; precatalytic spliceosome; U6 snRNP. Lineage: Eukaryota; Metazoa; Chordata; Mammalia; Macroscelidea; Macroscelididae. Gene Ontology annotation, biological process: P-body assembly; mRNA splicing, via spliceosome. Gene Ontology annotation, molecular function: RNA binding. The record is from RefSeq and is a predicted model, not a curated record. The transcript has 4 exons.
CGAGAGGAGGGAAAAGGCGCAGGGUUUGAAACAUGGCGGACGACGUGGACCAGCAACAAACCACCAACACAGUAGAGGAGCCUCUAGAUCUUAUCAGGCUCAGCCUGGAUGAGCGAAUUUAUGUGAAGAUGCGCAAUGACCGAGAGCUCCGAGGAAGAUUACACGCUUAUGAUCAACAUUUAAAUAUGAUAUUGGGAGAUGUGGAAGAAACGGUGACUACUAUAGAAAUUGAUGAAGAAACAUAUGAAGAGAUCUAUAAAUCAACGAAGCGGAAUAUUCCAAUGCUCUUUGUUCGGGGAGAUGGUGUUGUUCUAGUUGCCCCUCCGUUGAGAGUUGGCUGAAACCAAGAAUUUGUCCAAUGGGGAAGAGACUUUGUACAGUAGUCUCUUUAAUGUAUAAUAUAUUCAAAAGAGAAACCUGCAUAAAUUUUGAUACUCAGAUGUGACCAGUGGGUCUUCAGUCCUGAAGUGAGUUCAUUUAGAUAGCUUAUACGUUCUUUGGUUAAAUGGCAUUUUCAUUUUUCUCCAACCCGUCAAAUAAAUGUAAUCACAAAAUUAACAGACCUUUU